AGAAGAUUACGUCAAAUGGUAUCGCAUUUGCUCUUAAAAAAUAUCUGGCAACGCUAAGAAGACUGUUUAUAAGUCAAUUUAAUGCAAAAAAAAUUGAGAUGAAUCUAGAAAUAGAAGAUGACCUCACUUUGGAGGAAAUUCAAUUAAUCACUGACUUGGACAGUCGUCAAUAUGGUUUUUUAAAUCUGUCGCUUCCGGAAAACUCGCAUGUUCGAACACUGAUACAACGUGCCGUUAAAAUUCUUCAAGGCAUCAUAUUGACAGCGCGGCAUCGCGAAGAGGAAAAAAAGGUUCGAGCGGAAAAAUCGGAAACUAUUCAUAUUGACCCUACGGAAGCAUCCUCACCGAAAGUCGAAAUAAAGAUUGAAUUAUUAGAUGAAGAUUCUAAAAAGGAAAAUAUAACUGGGUCUGGUUCGGCAACCGCCACUGCUCUCACUGAAACUGAACAAGAUGUUAAAAAAGAACAGGAAGAUAAGGAAGUCGAAGAAAUCAACAAAAAUAAUAUUCUCAAUGAAAAUGGAACGGAAGAAGAGUUGAGUGUGGAUCCAAAAACGUACUGCAAACUUGGGCACUUACACAUACUGCUAGAAGAAUAUGAUGAAGCACUCUCCGCAUAUCAAAAGUACUUUGAAUUGUAUCCGAAAAACUGGAAAGACACAAAUUUUCUUUACGGAUUAGGAAUGGUGUACUUUCAUUUUAAUGCUUAUAAAUGGGCAAUAAGAGCAUUUCAACAAUUAUUGUACUUGAAUCCUUGUUUUUCAUGUGCGAAUGAGGCUCAUUUGCGUCUCGGGUUUAUGCUCAAAGUAGUUGGUGAAUAUAAAGCAUCAUUAAAGCAUUAUCAAUUAGCGUUACUUGAUAUAUCACCGUCAACAUUCACCCAACUUCAGA
This is a messenger RNA of Teleopsis dalmanni, 888 nucleotides long. Its product is annotated as histone demethylase UTY-like. Gene Ontology annotation, biological process: regulation of gene expression. Gene Ontology annotation, molecular function: RNA polymerase II cis-regulatory region sequence-specific DNA binding; histone H3K27me2/H3K27me3 demethylase activity; protein binding. NCBI's taxonomy places the organism in Eukaryota, Metazoa, Arthropoda, Insecta, Diptera, Diopsidae. The record is from RefSeq and is a predicted model, not a curated record. Gene Ontology annotation, cellular component: MLL3/4 complex.